AUGGCCGGAGAAUCAUACGAGGAAGCCAUCGCAGCGUUGACCAAGCUUAUCAGCGAGAAAGUAGACCUUGGUGGCGUCGCCGCAGCAAAGAUCAAGCAGUUGACGGCGGAGCUGGAGAGCGACGCGUCCAAGCCGUUUAACCCGGACGAGAGGAUCCGAACCGGGUUCGCCCACUUCAAGAAUGAAAAAUUCCAGAAGAAUCCAGAAUUAUACGGUGAACUUGCGAAAGGCCAGAGUCCAAAGUUUCUGGUGUUUGCGUGCUCAGACUCGAGGGUUUGCCCUUCCCAUAUUCUAGAUUUCCAACCGGGAGAAGCCUUUGUGGUCCGAAAUAUCGCCAACAUGGUUCCACCGUAUGACAAGACCAAGUAUUCAGGAACAGGGGCGGCCAUUGAAUAUGCAGUGCUACAUUUGAAGGUGGAGAAUAUUGUGGUCAUUGGACACAGCUGCUGUGGAGGUAUAAAGGGCCUCAUGUCUAUCCCAGAUGACGGGACCACUGCAAGUGAAUUCAUAGAGAAUUGGGUCCAAAUUUGUAACCCGGCAAGGUCCAAGGAAGCUGUGAAUGUAUCAGUUGGGAACCUUUUGACUUACCCAUUUGUCAGAGAUGGUGUUGUGAAUAAAACGCUUGCUUUGAAAGGUGCACAUUACAAUUUCGUUAAGGGUACUUUUGAGCUGUGGGAUCUAGACUUCAAAAUCUCCAACACUGUGACUGUUUAA
Messenger RNA from Sphenostylis stenocarpa, 714 nucleotides. Lineage: Eukaryota; Viridiplantae; Streptophyta; Magnoliopsida; Fabales; Fabaceae. The record is from the annotation of a GenBank genome assembly.